This is a messenger RNA of Tigriopus californicus, 1459 nucleotides long. Its product is annotated as serine/threonine-protein kinase Nek4-like. Gene Ontology annotation, biological process: protein phosphorylation. The transcript has 5 exons. Lineage: Eukaryota; Metazoa; Arthropoda; Copepoda; Harpacticoida; Harpacticidae. Gene Ontology annotation, molecular function: ATP binding; protein kinase activity. The record is from RefSeq and is a predicted model, not a curated record. Bases 301 to 1293 code for a protein of 330 amino acids.
UAGCCUAACACGAUAUUAAUAGCCCUUAAAACAUUUUGCCACACACUUAAAAAUGAGCACCGACAACUAAUCGGUGGAGAUUAACGUUUAUCGAAUAAUCUACACAUGUAACCAUUUUAGACAUCGAUAAACUUCUGAACUAUUGUCCGCCCCACUCACCCAACCUCCUAUUCAAAAGAGAAACAAAUUCGUCGCAAGUCCCUGAGUCAAUCAUUCAUUCCAACAAUCAUGACCAGUGUAUUGUCCUUUCGUUGAUCUCCUCUUAUCUGUUCGCCUUGUAUCCGCCCGUUUUAUCGCAUCAUGUCCCAAGAUUUUGGAUCCGGAUCGUCUUCGUCCGGCGGAAUCCAUGAGCGAAUUGGACCUUCUUCCAAAUAUGAGCGAUGUCGGAUCUUGGGAUCAGGCACCUUUGGCGAAGCUUGGCUCGUUCGUUCCAUUCAAAGCAACCGUCAGUAUGUGGUGAAAGAGCUCAAAAUGACCUCGGACAGUUCGGAUAAGGACAGAAAUGCUGCCUUUAAUGAGGUGCAUAUCAUUCAGAGAUGCUCCCACGUGAAUAUCAUCCGAUACAAAGAGUUUUACACGUCCCUCAGUGCCUCUGGCGUACCUCUCAUCAGUAUCGUGAUGGAGUACGCCGAUGGUGGCGAUCUGGGUCAACUCAUCAAGAAACAUCGCCUUGAAAAGCAGUUCUUGGAAGAAGGGUGCGUCAAAAACUACCUCGUACAAAUCACGUUUGCUCUUCAUUAUCUCCACAAAAAUAAUAUCUUGCAUCGGGACCUCAAAACGCAGAAUAUCUUUCUUACCUCGACCAAACUCAUCAAAGUGGGGGAUUUUGGCAUCUCCAAAACUCUCAGCCAUGAAAACGACUUUGCUUCCACCGGACUUGGCACGCCCCAGUAUUUGUCUCCGGAGAUUUGUUGUUCAAAACCGUACGACUAUAAAUCAGACAUGUGGGCUUUGGGCUGUGUCCUAUACGAAAUGUGCGCUCUGGCGCCGGCUUUUCCAGGUCAAGACCUGGCACGAAUGGUCGUUUACAUCACCCGAGCUUCGUACAAGCCCAUUCCCAACCAUUAUUCAAUUAACAUGGCAGAAUUAGUUAAGGUUCUCCUUCGACCUGAACCAGGAAGGAGGCCUUCAGCCAAACAGUUACUGGACUCGAAAGUGUUGCAAUCUGAUAUUCAAAAGUAUAUGGCCUAUAUCAAUAGUUUGCCGGAGCAAUUCCGCAAGAAUUCGAAUGGAUCCGUGAGUUCCUCCGAUAUGCCCGCAUUUCAAAUGGAUCACCUCGAAACCGCCGUGUAAACGCGUUGCUCAUGAAACAGUUUUUCCCCCUUCCCUAGUAAUCAAUUAGUUUCCCCUGUCUACUCACGUGUCAAAACUUCCAAGCGAACACGCAAUGAUUCCUUAUCGAUAGUUUCAAUCAAAUAUAAUGAUGCUUCAGUAAAAUACAGAUCGUGCACCAAUGAAA